Molecule: messenger RNA, 2377 nt
Organism: Cololabis saira (Pacific saury)
Lineage: Eukaryota; Metazoa; Chordata; Actinopteri; Beloniformes; Belonidae
Product: jouberin
Exons: 5
Coding region: 41-631 (196 amino acids)
Molecular function (GO): protein binding
Source: RefSeq, a predicted model, not a curated record
GUAUUUAAACCCUCCGUCUGAGUGGGUGAACACACACAACAUGCAGCAGAUCUACAGACACAGAGACGAACAUCUGGAGGUGUACACCACCGUCCUCUCCCCACAAGCUCGCAGGACGAGGACGAGACAUGUGGAAGCAGAAAAGCAGGUGGCGGUGGUGAGGAUCCAGUACCGGGCACGCUGGCCCAAGGAGCUGGACCUGGACAAGGGGGACCUGAUUCAGGUUCUGUUUAAAGAAGAAGAGGCCUGGUGGUUUGGGCGAUCAUCCAGCGGAGACGAGGGUUACUUCCCUGCAGCCUGCGUGGAGCCGCUGCAGGGCCGAGCAUCCAGAGUCACGCCCACACUGCUGAGGAGGGGGUCGGUGCCGAUCAUUGUACAGAAAGGUAGCGCCCCCUGUGGCUGCACAAGUGGUCGCAACACUCCUAAACUUCUGAGGAAGGACAGCGUGCAGCGGAAGCUGGAAGCAGCCGAACCUCCGGCGCCAGCCGGGUCUGCGGCCUCGAUGACGCCGCAGCGUUCCCGCAGCCUCCUCCACCGAGUCCUGACCAAGUCAAGGAGGAAAAGCUGUCCACACCUGCCCCAACCGCGCCUGGACACCAGCUCCGUCAACACCGCCUUCCAGCCAGACUAGACCAGAUUGUCCUCAUCCACAUCCAUUCCCAGCUCAUGGAAACGAGCACAGAUUUUAGUUUCUUCUCAUUUUUGUUUAUUCUGGAUCCUGAACGUGGCUGGAAACUGUUUCAGAGACUGAACCAUAUCUGGUCUCGAGUGCAGGUCCCAACUGCUCAGAUAACGUACCCCAGCUCAGAUACUCCCCUGGGUCAUCCUGGAGUCGGAUGAGGGGACGUCCAAGAUCCACAACAGGUCAACUCUGAGUCACUGAGGUCAUGCCAAAGUCCAGGUCCCACGAGCGGUCUGAUCCAGUCCCAGGGUCACUGAGCUCAUCCAGAAACGCUGCAGCUGUGUUUACCAGGAGGUGCUGCGGCCUGAGUUUCUGCAGUCCAGGUCCAGGUCUUUCAAGAGGCUCUGUGGUCCAGGUCCUUCUGGUGGUGCUGGUACCUGAUUCAGCAGAAACAGAGAAUGGUGGUUCCUCAGGACAUGAAAGAAACGCCACAGGACUCACAAAGGAAUCCCAGUCAAGACCCAGAGGAAACCCUGUGAAGCCUCGGUAGAGUCACUUCGACUAUGUUCACACUGCAGUUCCCAAGUGACCCAAAUCCCAUUUUUUGCUCAUAUGUGACUCAGAUCUGAUUUAUUUAUGACAGUGUGAACAGCACAAGUAACAUGGAAUCUGAUCUUUUCAAAUCAGAUUCAGGUCGCUUCCAUAUGUGGUUCUAAAUCGGAUACAGGUCUGAUGUUUUGCAAUGCGACCUCAGUGUGAACAGGCAGGUGGAAUUAAUGCGACUUUGACGUCACUUGAGAGCGACCGUUGUCCUAAUACUGCGCUGGCGGGGGCGGGAGUCACUCGGAAGUCACUCGGAUUAUUAAAAAUGCGGCUUUCUUUCUCCUCCUUCUCCUCUUCAUUAACACUUGCUCACAGUUUCGUCGGCUUCCACCACACAACAACUUCAAAAUAUACCCAUGUACGCUCACUUCUGUUGCCUCCAUGUUUACCGCUGUAUGACGGCGUGCUGCGUGUGACGUCUUUGUUAUUGUUCCUCUGCGCAUGCGGGUCAGUUCAGGGCCGCGAUGCGUUCACACUUGAUUCUGAUAUAGGACACAUUUUAAAAGAUAAUGUGAACAGCCACACAAAAAAAUCGGAUAUGGGAAAAAAUCGGAAUUGAGCAUUAAGGCCUGCAGUGUGAACCUAGUCAGAGUCCCUGUUAAGUGUCUGUGGAGUGCCAUCCAGACUAGACCAUCUGUUCAUCUAGUCUUCAGCUGGACCUAGCGGGACUCCGCAGGGACACCACCGGGACCUCCAGAGUCCCAGUAGAAUCCCUGCCAGACUACACCAGAUUCUACUGAUCUAGUUUCCAGUGGACACUGCCGGGGCUUCACAGGAACGGUCUUCAGGUAAGGCCGGUGAGACCAAGGAAGAAUUCUCUGAUGUUUUGGAAAUCCAAAAAGGAUGACAGGGUCGGUCUUCAGAGGAGUUUGCGUGGGACAUGUUUUUGGACCGGUUUCUGAAUGAAAUCAGACUCUGAACCUGUUGUGGAGAGAUGGUGAGACCAUGACAGAGAACACCUGAGCUCCACUUUCACAUCCAUUAAUCUCACGACGUCUCACGUCGUCCAAUGAUGUCAGGUCAUGUGACAUUGUUACACAUGUACACAAAUUCCUGUAACAAAUUCAUCCCAGAAGUUUAUUUGCAAAACAAGUGAAAUAAAAGAACCCAAAAACAAUAAAGUAAAAGAACCAACACAUGUGGUCCGUGUUA